GGGAAAGUUUGGCCCGUGCGUGGGGCUCGGGUGGAGGGCGGGACAGAGGGGUUGGGCCCAAGAGAACCUUCUGUUGCGGCUGCUGCGGAGGCCGAGGCUGGGACGUGGACCCGGACGAAGAGUGCUGGACGCGGAGGACCAGGAGGCGAGAUACGUUGCAGCUGUGAACCCUGGUCGCUUUGCCGUGCUGUGACCUCGCACCCAGGCGCUGUCCGACCGGCGGCUGUUCCCUAGGCAGUUGGUGGGGGCGCGGCGGCGGCGGUUGGGGGUGGGGAGCCGCGCGGCGAGGAGACGAGAGAGGUCAGCGAGUUUGAGGGAGGACCGAGAGCCGCUGCCGCCGUCAUGACUGAGGACUCGAGCGCCCUGCCCUGGUCCAUCAACAGGGACGAUUAUGAGCUGCAGGAGGUGAUCGGGAGUGGAGCAACUGCUGUGGUCCAAGCAGCUUAUUGUACCCCUAAAAAGGAGAAAGUGGCAAUCAAACGGAUAAAUCUUGAAAAAUGUCAAACUAGCAUGGAUGAACUGCUGAAAGAAAUUCAAGCUAUGAGUCAGUGCCAUCAUCCUAAUAUUGUGUCUUACUACACAUCUUUUGUGGUAAAAGAUGAGCUGUGGCUAGUCAUGAAGCUGCUAAGUGGAGGUUCUGUUUUGGAUAUUAUUAAGCACAUUGUGGCAAAGGGGGAACACAAAAGUGGAGUCCUGGAUGAACCUACCAUUGCUACGAUCCUUCGAGAAGUAUUAGAAGGGUUGGAAUACCUGCAUAAAAAUGGGCAGAUUCACAGAGAUGUGAAAGCUGGAAAUAUUCUUCUUGGAGAAGAUGGCUCAGUACAGAUUGCAGACUUUGGGGUUAGUGCUUUUCUAGCAACAGGUGGUGAUAUUACCCGAAAUAAAGUAAGGAAGACCUUUGUUGGCACCCCUUGCUGGAUGGCACCUGAAGUUAUGGAACAGGUCCGAGGUUAUGAUUUCAAAGCUGAUAUCUGGAGUUUUGGAAUCACAGCAAUUGAACUGGCUACAGGGGCAGCUCCUUAUCAUAAGUAUCCACCAAUGAAGGUUUUAAUGCUAACACUGCAGAAUGAUCCUCCUUCUUUGGAAACUGGUGUUCAAGAUAAAGAAAUGCUGAAAAAAUAUGGCAAAUCAUUUAGAAAAAUGAUUUCAUUGUGCCUUCAAAAGGAUCCAGAAAAAAGACCAACAGCAGCAGAACUAUUAAGGCACAAAUUUUUCCAGAAAGCUAAGAAUAAAGAAUUUCUUCAAGAGAAAAUAUUGCAGAGAGCACCUACCAUUUCUGAAAGAGCUAAAAAGGUUCGGAGAGUACCAGGUUCCAGUGGCCGUCUUCACAAAACAGAGGAUGGAGGCUGGGAAUGGAGUGAUGAUGAAUUUGAUGAAGAAAGCGAAGAAGGAAAAGCGGCAAUUUCACAACUCAGGUCUCCUCGAGUGAAAGAAUCAUUAACAAAUUCUGAGCUCUUUUCAACAACUGAUCCCAUGGGUACUUUGCUCCAAGUUCCAGAACAGAUUUCUGCUCAUCUACCUCAGCCAGCUGGACAGAUGUCUACCCAGCCAACUCAAGUCUCUCUCCCACCACCUGCAGAGCCAGCAAAAACAGCUCAGGCUUUGUCUUCAGGAGCAGGUUCACAAGAAACCAAGGUCCCAAUCAGUCUAGUACUAAGAUUAAGGAAUUCCAAAAAAGAACUAAAUGAUAUUCGAUUUGAAUUUACUCCUGGGAGAGAUACAGCAGAGGGUGUCUCUCAGGAACUCAUUUCUGCUGGCCUGGUCGACGGAAGGGAUUUAGUAAUAGUGGCAGCUAAUUUGCAGAAAAUUGUGGAAGAACCUCAGUCAAAUCGAUCUGUCACUUUCAAGCUGGCAUCUGGUGUUGAAGGCUCGGAUAUUCCUGAUGAUGGCAAACUAAUAGGAUUUGCCCAGCUCAGCAUCAGCUAAAACACAGCCCCAGAAGAGGCGGCCUAAGGAGAUUCCACACAUGCGUAUCUCUGUUGCUUCUGUUGGCCUAAACCCACUACUGCCAAAGAACCCAGCAACGAACCUCCCGGCUAGGAGCUUUAGAAUUCUUUCUUUAUGUUCUUCUUGCCAUCAUUCCCCUUUUUCCCACAGGGAAAGUAAAGUUGGAUCACCAGUGGCCAGCAUCCCCUCAAAGAGUUCCGUUAGUAAAUGUGCUGCACAUGUCCCCUUUCUUCCGCCAUCUGAGAAGUGGCCCGUGUGCCUCAAGGCUCAGGAGGGAGAUCGCUCAGCUCAUUCUUGCCUUACUCCAGUAAUGGCCCAGGUGGAAAGUAGCAGCUACAUUGGGCAACCUCGUCCUGCCUGUUCUCCCACACCUGCCCAGAGGUGGGCAUCUUGGGAUAUCUCUACCACUGAAGUAGCAAUUAAAAGUUGAUUAGCUGGAGCCCAGAGAAUUUAAUUAGUGUUUUUUUCUUUGUAUCUGAUGUGAAUUCUAGCAACCUUUGUUAGGAAAAAGCACAGCCUCAGAGGAGGCAGCCUAAACUGUGUUCUUGUUUUGUUCAUGGUGUCUCUAAGUGUUUUGCUAAAGCUGCUCUCAGGCACCCCCUUCAUUGCUCCCUCCAGAAAGGGUUGCUAGCCUUAACUUCAGCUGGUGCAAAACAUUUGACUGUAGUCAAACUUCAGCCAUCAGAUCCUUCAAAGUGGAACUUUGGACUGUUUUUGCAGAAAACAUCAAGUAAUAGCUUGUAAAAGUAAAUUUUGCCAGAGGUGGUU
Molecule: messenger RNA, 2715 nt
Organism: Urocitellus parryii (Arctic ground squirrel)
Lineage: Eukaryota; Metazoa; Chordata; Mammalia; Rodentia; Sciuridae
Gene: Oxsr1
Product: oxidative stress responsive kinase 1
Biological process (GO): peptidyl-threonine phosphorylation; positive regulation of T cell chemotaxis; intracellular signal transduction
Cellular component (GO): cytosol; cytoplasm
Molecular function (GO): protein serine/threonine kinase activity; ATP binding
Source: RefSeq, a predicted model, not a curated record